AUGGACGACAGAGAAAACAACACACCGGCGAUCGGAAUAGACCUCGGAACAACCUACUCAUGUGUCGCCGUUUGGAAGCAUGAACGCGUUGAAAUCAUUCCCAAUGAUCAAGGCAACAGAAUCACACCGUCUUGUGUUGCUUUCUGUGAUUCGAAACGCCUCAUGGGCGAUGACGCCAAUUACCAAGCGGCUAUAAACCCGGCUAACACUAUAUUUGGAGAACUGCAAAAGGAACAAUGUACAGAUGCAAAGAGAUUGAUUGGAAGAAGAUUCAGUGAUUCCCAAGUGCAGGAAGACAUGAAGUUGUGGCAUUUUAAGGUCAUAGAAGGGCCUUCCGACACACCAAAGAUUGUUGUCACCUACAAAGGUCAAGAGAAGGAAUUUUUGGCUGAAGAAAUUUCAUCCAUGAUUCUUGGGAAGAUGAAAGAAACUGCUGAGUCAUACCUUGGAAAACCCGUGAAAAAUGCUGUGAUAACAGUCCCAGCUUACUUUAAUGAUUCACAACGCCAAGCAACAAAAGAUGCUGGUGCUAUUGCUGGACUUAAUGUUAUUCGUAUGAUCAACGAGCCUACAGCAUCAGCAAUUGCUUAUGGUGUAAAAAAUAAGUCUGAUAUUACUGGAAAGAUCAAUGUGCUUGUCUUUGAUUUGGGUGGUGGCACUUUUGAUGUCUCUGUAUUGACCAUUGCGGAAGAGGGUACCUUUGAGGUGAUAUCCAUUGCAGGUGACACUCAUUUGGGAGGUGAGGAUUUUGAUACCUGCAUGGUGGAUCAUUGUGUUAGGGAAUUUUCGAGGAGAUGGAAUAAGGAUAUGACAGGGAACAAUCGAGCAUUGAGGAGAUUGAGAUGUGCCUGUGAGAAAGCAAAAAGGAUUCUCUCAUGCAAUACUCAAGACUUCAAUAGAUUUAGAUUGGUUGCAUGA
Messenger RNA from Lactuca virosa, 918 nucleotides. The record is from the annotation of a GenBank genome assembly. NCBI's taxonomy places the organism in Eukaryota, Viridiplantae, Streptophyta, Magnoliopsida, Asterales, Asteraceae.